AUGAACACUUUUUUUCGCCUCUUCCGUCGAGUUCGAGCUCUACCCAGACGAAAGACUUUUGGCUAUGGAGGAAGGCGAGAGCUGGUGCUGUUAAGCCUUUCUUUGAUCUGUCGAAUCCAUGAACUAGUGUACAUUUUAGAGUCAGAUAGACAACAUUUCAGUAUGGAAAGAUUCCUGAGCUGGUGGUGCGACACUUUCAUCGUCUUCGGCAUCAACAUGAUGAUGCAAAUGAGCUUUCUACGAUCCGAACUACAGGACCUGGAACGGCCGCACGGACUUCAGCCACGACGCCAGCACUUGCGGACUGUCCGCCGGAAACUGAAUGAGUGCUUGGCCCUAUAUAGAGAGAUUUAUGCCCUGGCCACUACGUUUCAGAAGCUAACCGAUUUUCCGUUCUUCUUGAGCAUCGUUCAUAAUUAUACAUUACUUGGUGUGGUCAUUUACCGUUUGACUAUCGUUGGAUGGUUCGAUAAGCAUAAAAUUCAGCUAAGUAUUCUGACGACUAAAGUGAUUCUUGACUUUUUUCUCGUAACUAUGGCCGUUGAAGGAGCAAUGACUCAGUUUAGGGUCAUUCGGCGACUCAGUCUGGAGAACUGCUAUAUCAGCGACCAUAAAGAUUGGCACACGACAUUUGAUAUGUUCGUCACCCAUUUGAGUCUAUAUGAAUUUCGCGUCCGUGUUCUGGGUCUUUUCGAUGUCUCCAACGAGCUGGUCUUGAUAGUCCUUUCCGCUCUAGUCACCUUUGUGAUAUAUGUCGUCCAAUAUAGAAUGCAGUCGACGGGGGAAGCGGAAUAG
This is a messenger RNA of Drosophila persimilis, 795 nucleotides long. RefSeq names its product putative gustatory receptor 93c. Gene Ontology annotation, biological process: sensory perception of taste. Gene Ontology annotation, cellular component: membrane. The transcript is spliced from 3 exons. The coding region runs from base 1 to 795 and encodes 264 amino acids. The record is from RefSeq and is a predicted model, not a curated record. NCBI's taxonomy places the organism in Eukaryota, Metazoa, Arthropoda, Insecta, Diptera, Drosophilidae.